Fragaria vesca subsp. vesca is the source of this 1146-nucleotide messenger RNA. RefSeq names its product UPF0565 protein C2orf69 homolog. Gene Ontology annotation, cellular component: mitochondrion. The coding region runs from base 58 to 1026 and encodes 322 amino acids. The transcript has 4 exons. The record is from RefSeq and is a predicted model, not a curated record. Lineage: Eukaryota; Viridiplantae; Streptophyta; Magnoliopsida; Rosales; Rosaceae.
CUUUGCCGAUUCUGGCGUGCACUGUGAUUCUUCUGCUUCCAGAAAUUGCUUUGGUUCAUGGACCGCUGGUGUGGAGUUCUGAAUGUCCCAUUACAUCCUCUUGCUCGGUCCUGCUACCGUGUUGCAGCAUCUCUCUGCCUUUCCCCUACUUCCAAAACACUAAUUGUUCCUUCAGCAAAUGCCAUCUUUUUCGGCGGAGAUCGAGUGGCAGGCACUGGUAAUGAAGUUGUUGAGAGGUUAUCAGACUUGCAAAAUAUAGCUGAAAUACUGGUUUCAAAGAUUGGUGGUUCAGUCAAUGCUUGGGUUAUUGAAGCUUCUGAUUUCAAUGGGCCUUUUGCUGUGUACAAGGACUUCAUACCAUCUGUUAAUCAAUGGGGAGAGCCAAAGUUAUACUGCCCUGAUGGAUAUCCAGCUUCUGGAUCAAUUGUUUCACUCUUGUCAAGUUUCCUUGAAGAGGUGAAGAGUCACAUAGUGAGACAGAAAGCAUUGCCCUCACCCGGAAUAUCCACAUCGCAUUUUAGUCAACCUAAGAUAUUAAUUUUUGGAUUUAGCAAGGGUGGCACUGUGCUUAACCAGAUAGUUACUGAGCUUGGCUUCUCAGAUAUUGAAUUAUCUAGAGAUGAGCUCAUGGAGGAAAAGGAAAUUAGUAUGGAAGAAGAUAUUCAUAUCAUACCUAGAACAAAGGAAACCCUUUUGACCAGUAUCAGAGAGAUUCAUUAUGUGGAUGUUGGAUUAAAUUCACCUGGUGCAUAUAUCACUGAUGAUGGUGCAAUUGAGAAAAUCUCCAAACGCCUAACACAAGUAGAUAAAGGGAUCUGUUUUAUCCUUCAUGGAACACCCAAGCAAUGGCGUGACAGCAGACGUUCUUGGAUAUGCGAUGAAAAAGACAAGUUGGUUGAUCUGCUUGAAUAUGAAGCUCAGAGAAGCGGUGGAAAAUUACAGGUUUGUGAGAAAUUCUAUUUUGCUGAUAGGUCACCUGAUUUGCAGAUGCAUUUUGAAAUAAUUGAAAAAUUGGAUGUCAGUUAACCACUAUAAAAUAUAAAAGUCAUUGUAAUUAUACUAUCAAGAAUAAAGUAAACGAAAUGUGCAAUGAAUGUUAUGAUUGUAUUUUUAGUUAUAUAAUGAAAAUAAGAGUGAUUGUUAAAC